Molecule: messenger RNA, 719 nt
Organism: Frankliniella occidentalis (western flower thrips)
Lineage: Eukaryota; Metazoa; Arthropoda; Insecta; Thysanoptera; Thripidae
Product: homocysteine S-methyltransferase YbgG
Exons: 3
Biological process (GO): S-methylmethionine cycle
Molecular function (GO): S-adenosylmethionine-homocysteine S-methyltransferase activity
Source: RefSeq, a predicted model, not a curated record
UCACUCAUUGGCUUUGAAUCUCGCACACAGAUCGCCGCCGAGCCAUGUGCGCGUGCCGGAAAGCGGUGCUCCUGGACGGGGGCUUCUCGACGCAGCUGGAGAAGAACGUCGCCGGCGAGCAGGUCGACGGCCACCCGCUGUGGAGCGCGCGCUUCCUCGCCACGCACCCGCGCGCCGUCAUGCAGACCCACCUGGACUUCCUGCGAGCGGGCGCCGAGGUGAUCAUCACCAACACUUACCAGGCUAGCAUCGACGGCUUCAAGGAGUACCUCAACCUCUCCAAGCCGGAGAGCCUCAAGCUCAUGACGCGGGCCGUGGAGACAGCCAAGGAGGCCGUCGACACCUUCAUGAAGGAGAACCCCACCUGCAAAGUUCGGCCGCUCAUCGCGGGCUCGGUCGGCCCGUACGGCGCCUCGCUGCACGACGGCUCCGAGUACACGGGCGAGUACGCGGACAAGGUGUCGCGCGAGGACCUGGCGCUGUGGCACCGGCCCCGCGUCGAGACGCUGGUGGCCGCCGGCGUCGACCUCCUGGCCCUCGAGACCAUCCCCUGCAGGAAGGAGGCCGAGGUGCUCGUCGAGCUCAUCAAGGAGUUCCCCGGCGUCCGGGCGUGGAUCUCCUUCUCGGCCAAGGUGAGCGAGGCGGCGGCAGGGUGGCACGGACACUGGCGCCGAUCAAAGCAGGUCCCUCUAGGGAUUUUAAGUUUCCGGAAAAAUAUU